UAGACGACCAAAGCUGCUGAAACUCAUCAACACCAAAUUCAACAAUCUCAAUGGCUGAACUCGUGCUGUCUUCCAUCCUCGAUGUGAUCUGUGACAAGCUAGUCUCUGCCGCCUGUGCGAGCCUGGAAAACCUUGCUCCCUACAACGAAAUCGAUUCUUCUGAGAUACAGAAACUGCAGCGCUCAUUAACCCAGAUCCAAGAUCUGCUUCUUGAUGCUUCUCACAAGGAGAUAACCAAUCAUUCUGUGAAACGAUGGCUGCAUAAUCUCCAACAUUUGGCAUACGACAUAGAUGACGUACUCGAAGAUUUAGCUACCGAAGCUAUGCACCGUGACGAAGCAGAAACACACACCAGCAAGGUAAGAAAGUUGUUCUCAAAUCCUUUCUCAAAGCAUUCAUUAUGGACCAAUACAAUAAAGGAAAAGAUAAAUGUUAUUACCACCAAGUUACAAGAUCUAAUAGAGGAUAAAGCUACUGUUGGUUUGAUUGUCAAAGAGGAAACUAAGUUAAAAACUUUAGAUAGAAGUUUACAAACCUCUAUGGUUGAUGUGUCUAGUAUUGUUGGACGACAAGCCGAGAAAGAGGCAUUGGUCCUACAGUUAUUGGGGGAUGGACGGUGUGAUCAAGGCUUUAGCGUUGUUCCGAAAGUUGGUAUGGGUGGGGUUGGUAAAACUACUAUGGCUAGACUUCUGUAUAACGAAAAACAAGUCAAGGAUCACUUCCAGUUUAAGGUGUGGGUUUGUGUUUCGGAUGAGUUUGACAGCUUUAGUUUAAGCAAAGUUAUAUUUCAAUCGGUGGCGGGGAUACAUAAGGAAUUUGCGGAUUUAAAUCUGCUUCAAGUAGAUCUUGAAAAUCACCUAAGGGGGAAAAGAUUUCUAUUGGUGUUAGAUGAUGUAUGGAGUGAAAGUUUUGAGGAUUGGAAAACCUUGGUCGGCCCGUUUCAUGCAUGUGCUCAUGGAAGCAAAAUCAUCAUGACGACACGGAAGGAGCAACUGCUCAAAAAGUUAGGUUAUGAUAAUAUAAACAAAUUGUUUAGCCUGUCACAUGACGAUGCUCUGUCUUUAUUUGCUUUACAUGCAUUAGGUGUAAAAAAUUUUGAUUCACAUUUGUCACUCAAACCACAUGGUGAAGCUAUUGUGAAAAAGUGUGAUGGAUUGCCUUUGGCUUUGAUUGCACUUGGGACAGGACGAAAAAAGAUAAAGAUUCUUGGAGGGAAGUGGUAGAAAGUGAGAUAUGGAGGUCAAAAGAUGAUGUAGUUUUCCCUACCCUUAGGAUAAGCUACCAUGAUCUUUCUGCACGUUUAAAGCAGUUGUUUGCAUAUUGUUCCUUGUUCCCCAAAGACUUCCUGUUUGACAAGGAGGAACUGGUUUUGUUGUGGAUAGCAGGAGGGUUUUUGCAUCAGUCAACUACAAGCAAUUCAACAGAUGAAAGAUUGGGUCAUGGAUACUUUGAUGAGUUGUUGGCAAGGUCAUUUUUUCAAUGUGCACCUAAUAAUGAGUCAUUGUUUGUGAUGCAUGACCUAAUGAAUGACUUGGCGACAUCUGUUGCUAAUGAGUUUUUUGUAAGGUUAGGCAGUGAGACUAGGAAGGGUUUGCUAGAGAAGUACCGUCAUAUGUCAUUCGUUCGUGAGGAAUAUGUAUUUUACCACAAGUUUGAGACAUUGACAAGAGCCAAAAGUUUGAGGACAUUCCUGGCAACCUCCGCUGGGGAGGUAGAAAGUUGGCGGUCAUUCUUCUUAUCAAAUAAGAUUUUGGUUAACUUAAUAAGUGAGUUACCAUUGUUAAGGGUUUUAAGUUUGAGUUAUUCUCAAAUAAGUGAGAUACCAGAUUCCAUUGGUACUUUAAGGCAUUUGAGGUAUCUUAAUCUAUCUCGAACUGGAAUCACACAUUUACCAGAAAAGGUUUGCAGUCUAUAUAAUUUACAUACAUUGAUCCUAUUCGGAUGUAGUGAAUUAACCGAGUUACCUAACAACUUUUUAAAGCUUAAAAACCUUCGUCAUCUUGACGUUAGGGAGACUCGGAAAUUGAAUGAGAUGCCAUUAGGGAUCAGCGAGUUGAAAAGCCUACAAACUCUUUCUAAGAUCAUCAUCGGAGGUAAAAGCGGGGUUGAAAUAACCAAACUUAAAGACUUUGAGAAUCUAUGUGGGAAAGUUUCCAUUAUUGGUUUGGAGAAAGUGCACAGUGCAAUAGAUGCAAGGGCGGCAAACUUUUCACAAAAAAGGCUUAGUGAGUUUGAGGUUGUUUGGAGUGACUUGUGGGAUGGUUCAAGAAAUGAAGUACUUGAAAAGGACGUCCUAAAUGAGCUGAAGCCUCGUAAUGAUAAGUUAAUACAACUGAAAAUUAGGUCAUAUGGGGGAUUAGAGUUCCCAACUUGGGUUGGGGACCCCUUGUUUCUUCAUUUGAAGCAUGUAUCAAUAAGUGGCUGUAGAAAAUGUACAUCUCUACCACCGCUUGCACAACUACCCUCCCUUAAUUGUUUUUUGUAAGCUUAUAUGAGGUGAAAGUUGCGGGUAUGGAGUUACUUGGGGACAGCGUUGCAUUCCAUUCACUUGAAAUUCUAAGUUUUGCACGUUAAACUAGAGUCUUGGAAUGUAAUUCAAUUACAGCUAUCUCCUUACCAACAGGAGGGUAGAAGCUCAAGUUACUUGAAAUUAUUGGUUGUAGUAAACUAUUGGAAAGGCGGUGGGGAGGAAAAAAGAUCAAGAAUAACACUAGAAGCAUGCCGAUGCUUGAAUAUGUAAGGAUAAUCGAUUGGUCAAAUCUGAAAUCAAUAGUUGAUGUUUUAACCUUUGAUCACCUCACCACAUUGAAAGUAAUAAAUUGUGAAAGUUUGGAGUCAUUUCCUGACAACGAGUUGCCCAAUUUGACGUCGCUAAAAGAACUGGAAAUCACAAAUUGUCCAGAUACUCGAGGAAAAAUGCAGUAAAAGAGGCUGUUACUGGCCCCUCAUCUCCCAUAUCCCCCGUAUCGACACAUGAAGGUCCCUCAAUCAUGAAGUUAAUAUGCGGGUCUCUCUCCUUUUAUUGUAUAAAUUAAAUAGAAGAUUUGUUUUGCUUAAUUUGUCAAACAAACAAUUAUAAGUAUAUACAUAUCUGGCUGAACACAUUGACAUGCUUACUGAUUA
Helianthus annuus (common sunflower) is the source of this 3123-nucleotide messenger RNA. Its product is annotated as putative disease resistance RPP13-like protein 1. The transcript has a single exon. Bases 51 to 1223 code for a protein of 390 amino acids. Gene Ontology annotation, molecular function: ADP binding. Lineage: Eukaryota; Viridiplantae; Streptophyta; Magnoliopsida; Asterales; Asteraceae. The record is from RefSeq and is a predicted model, not a curated record. Gene Ontology annotation, biological process: defense response to other organism.